Boleophthalmus pectinirostris (great blue-spotted mudskipper) is the source of this 4401-nucleotide messenger RNA. RefSeq names its product erb-b2 receptor tyrosine kinase 3b (gene erbb3b). Lineage: Eukaryota; Metazoa; Chordata; Actinopteri; Gobiiformes; Gobiidae. The transcript has 28 exons. Gene Ontology annotation, biological process: cell surface receptor protein tyrosine kinase signaling pathway; multicellular organism development; positive regulation of kinase activity. Gene Ontology annotation, molecular function: protein tyrosine kinase activity; ATP binding; neuregulin binding. Bases 1 to 4284 code for a protein of 1427 amino acids. Gene Ontology annotation, cellular component: basal plasma membrane; signaling receptor complex. The record is from RefSeq and is a predicted model, not a curated record.
AUGCUUCAAUGGCGAAGAGCGACUUUAGCGUACGUGACACUACUCUCCAUCUUUACACCAACAACGUCACAGUCGCAUGAAAUGGUGUGUCCUGGGACUCAGAAUGGACUUAGCUCCACAGGAUCUCAGGAAAAUCAGUAUAACCUCAUCAGAGAUCGAUAUGAUGGCUGUGAGAUCGUCAUGGGAAACCUGGAAAUCACUCAGAUUGAAAGCAACUGGGACUUCUCCUUCCUUAAGACUAUCCGUGAAGUAACUGGCUAUGUCCUCAUUGCUAUGAAUCAUUUUCAAGACAUCCCCUUAGGGCAGCUACGGGUGAUCAGAGGCAACAACUUGUAUGAAAGGCGAUUUGCCCUUUCUGUCUUCUUUAACUAUCCCAAAGAUGGCUCCAAUGGCCUAAGGCAGCUAGGUCUACAAAAUCUUACUGAGAUCCUGGAAGGAGGAGUUCAGAUCAUAAAUAACAAAUAUUUGAGCUAUGGUCCGUGGAUAUUCUGGCAAGAUAUAAUUAGGGACAAUAGUGCACCAAUAGAGAUUCAGUACAAUGGAGAGAAAGGCCCCUGUCACCAUUCCUGUAGAGACUAUUGCUGGGGUCCAAAUGAAAACCAGUGUCAGAUAUUGACAAAGACAGUGUGUGCUCCUCAGUGUAAUGGACGCUGCUUUGGGACCAGCCCACGGGACUGCUGCCAUAGCGAGUGUGCAGCAGGGUGCCAGGGCCCUCUGGACGUCGACUGCUUUGCUUGUCGUCAUUUCAAUGACUCUGGAUCCUGUGUGCGACAGUGCCCUCAGAAUCUAAUCUAUAACAAACAGAUGUUUCAAAUGGAACCAAAUCCCAAUGCCAAAUAUCAGUACGGCUCCAUUUGUGUCUCACAAUGCCCCACUCAUUUUGUGGUGGAUGGCAGCUCCUGUGUCAGUGUCUGUCCUCCUGACAAGAUGGAGGUGGAGAGGGAAGGCCAGAGACAGUGUGAACUCUGCAGCGGACUCUGUCCCAAAGUAUGUGAAGGCACUGGUGCAGAACACAGACAGACUGUGGACUCCAGUAACAUUGACAGCUUCAUCAACUGCACCAAGAUCCAGGGCAGCCUGCAUUUCCUCGUCACAGGGAUUCUGGGAGAUGACUUUAAAAAGAUCCCACCUUUAGAGGCUAAAAAGCUGGAAAUAUUCAGAACAGUCAGAGAAAUCACCGAUAUCCUGAAUAUUCAGUCUUGGCCAAAAGAACUCAAUGAUUUGUCCGUGUUUUCGAGUCUUACAACAAUCCAAGGGAGAUCUCUCUUCAAACGCUUUUCCCUGAUGGUGAUGCGGAUCCCCUCCCUCACAUCUCUGGGCCUGCGCUCUCUUAGAGAGAUCAGUGAUGGCAGUGUGUACAUCAGUCAGAAUAAAAACCUGUGUUACCAUGACACUGUGAACUGGACCCAGCUGUUCAGAGGCAGUCUAGUGAGAGUCAACAACAUCAACAAUAACAAACCUCAGGACACUUGUGUUGAAGAAGGCCAUGUAUGUGAUCCACUGUGUUCAGACUCUGGGUGCUGGGGCCCUGGGCCAGACCAGUGUCUGUCUUGCAGAAACUUCAGUCGAGAUGGCACCUGUGUGAACAGCUGUAACUUCCACAGAGGGCUUCCCAGGGAGUUUGCAAACCGUGAUGGAGGUUGUGUGCCUUGUCAUGCAGAGUGUCGACCUCAGUAUGGAAAGGCCAGCUGCUCCGGGCCAGGUGCAGAUGAGUGCAUAGCCUGCAUUAACUUUAAGGAUGGACCAUUCUGCAUGUCCUCAUGUCCGGCUGGAGUAAAUGAUGGUCAGAAGGGGCUCAUUUUUAAAUAUCCAAACAGAGAGGGUCACUGUGAAGCAUGUCACCCCAACUGCACACAGGGAUGCUCGGGUCCAGGACUGUCCUACUGUUUAGAAAACGGACUGGCAAUUAGUAGUGGUCAGAUGACAGGUAUAGUUCUAGGUGUCCCAGCGGGUUUGAUUUUCUGUCUAGUAGUGUUUUUCCUUGGCCUACUGUACCACAGAGGCCUUGCCAUUCGCCGCAAGAGAGCCAUGAGGAGGUAUCUGGAGAGUGGAGAGAGUUUUGAACCUUUAGGUCCUGGAGAGAAAGGGACCAAGGUUCAAGCUAGGAUUCUGCGUCCUUCAGACUUAAGAAAAAUCAAACCAAUUGGUUCAGGAGUGUUUGGCACUGUGCACAAGGGCUUUUGGACUCCAGAAGGUGAAUCCGUUAAAAUCCCUGUCGCCAUUAAGACCAUUCACGACUGCACUGGACGCCAAAGUUUUACUCAGAUAACUGAUCACAUGUUGUCUAUGGGAAGCCUGGACCACCCAUAUGUCAUCAGACUGCUGGGCAUUUGUCCGGGGGUUAGCCUGCAGUUGGUGACUCCAUUUAGUUCUCGAGGUUCUCUGCUGGAUCAUGUAAGAAACAACAAGCACAGGCUAGACCCGCAGCGCCUACUCAACUGGUGUGUGCAAAUUGCCAAGGGCAUGUACUAUCUUGAGGAGCACUGCAUGGUCCAUAGAAACCUUGCAACACGUAACAUUCUGCUGAAGAGUGACUACCAGGUUCAGAUCUCCGACUAUGGUGUUGCAGACCUCCUCUAUCCAGAUGACAAGAAAUAUGUUUAUAUUGACACCAAGACUCCGAUAAAAUGGAUGGCACUUGAAAGCAUCUUGUUCCGGAGAUACAGUCAUCAAAGUGAUGUCUGGAGUUAUGGGGUGACAGUGUGGGAGAUGAUGUCAUUUGGGGCGGAGCCAUAUGCGUCCGUGCUACCUCAGGAUGUCCCAGGCCUGCUGGAAAAGGGGGAGCGCCUCUCACAGCCUCAGAUCUGCACCAUAGAUGUCUACAUGGUCAUGGUUAAAUGCUGGAUGAUUGAUGAAAAUAUUCGGCCCACUUUCAAAGAGCUGGUUAGCGACUUUACACGAAUGGCUAGGGACCCAUCGAGAUACCUUGUGAUUAAGGUCUCUGACAUUUCAGCUGAGGACAUCCACCACAGAGAGCUGGAUCGUGGACGCUUGGAUACAAAUUUCCAUGAUGAAGAUGACUGUGCUUUAGAAGAGGGGUUAGCCACACCUCCCUUAUAUCAUUCUCCCUCCUGGAAUCAUUAUCGCUCUAGGCUAAACUCAAAUAGGAGUGAUAUUUCUCAGACUGGACCUAUUGGAUAUCUACCGAUGACUGGUCCUAUAGACAGUAUCAAGCAGCUCUGGUGCCAAAGACCACGUCUAAACUCAGUGCAAACUUUACCAGAAAGAUCAGGGGUCAUGGGACAUGAAGUAUUUGAGGAAAACUGUUUGGCAACUGGUUUUCAUAGAUCUAGGCUUGACUCCAAGAGGAAUAACACUUUCAAAACAAAAAAUCAACACAGGAAGUUGUCCACAGCAUCGAGCCCAUGUUCAUUCCGAGUGUGGACAACAGAAGCAGGAGAAGAUAUAGAUCAUUAUGGUUAUGUUCUGCCAGGAUCACGUGACCAAACAGAAAGAGUUCGUAGAAUUUGUCACCCUACAAAGAAAAAUUCUAAAUCUUUUAUGAAGAAUUUAUCCCCUUUGAUGAUAAAACAGCCCCAAGAGUAUGAAAUUAUGGGUAAAAAGGGAAGUGCUUCUUCAUGUGGAACUCGGGGCAUCACAACCAAGAUUGAUGCUCCUCUUGUGGCUCUUGGUUAUAAAAUGACAACUUUACCAUCUCCAACAUCUAUUGCGCCAUUACUUUUAGAAGACAUUGUCAGUCACAUGGAAACUCCAGUCAUCUCUGUCACAAACAAAACUGUAGAUGAAGACUGCACAGAGGCUGCAGUGAAACCUGAGGUUGCAGAACAGCUAAAUGUGCUUUAUGGAAAUACUGGGACUGGAGAUGAACAGAAAGAGGCAGUCCCGCAGAUUGACAGGUAUGAAUAUCUAGAUAUAAAGUGUUCCAACUCACUGGAGGAAAAUGAAUCCAGUCUAAAGAGCAGAGAAAGUGAGACAUCAUUGGUGGAAUCAGCAGAAACUGAAGAAACAUGUCAAGAAUUACAAACCCAUGCAGACAUUAUUGUCAAUACCAAACCAGAUGUGCCCAUUACUGGAGAAGAAAAGGAAGAUGACUAUGAGGAGAUGACCAGUGGGUCCAAUGGGUGGGAACAGCCCAUGUACCAGAACUUGCCAAAGAGAGACAAGGCAGUUUCUGAGGAGCUGGGCGGUACCAAGUGUGCAGGGAUUGAGGGAUACAUCAAGGUGUGUGCAGCUAUAGGGGAACCCGAGAAUAACACCUCUUUUGAUAACCCAGAUUAUUGGCACAGCAGACUGUUCUUAAAGCCAGAUGCUCUUCGCAUCUAAUAGUAUGUAUUCCUACUACUGGGAGAGCAACACUGAACAGUUUCACUCAACACAGCCUAUUUCCAUAAUUGUGAGGGGGAAUAGAAGAAGUCAUUUUGUAUGAUCCUUUACUGUUUU